CACGGACUCCGCUUCCAACUUCCCUCUCCCAUACCCCGUCCACCGUGGUGCCCGUCCACCGCCCCCAUGUUCGAAGCGGAAGGACCGUGUCGUUCGAAGAUCACAGCUGCAGCUCACUGUCAUCGAAGAUCUGCAUGGCCCAGACAGCAUUGCAGGUUGCGAGUCCAAAACUGCCGAUGGCAGUCCUUGAGGCCAGAACCACCAAAGCCGUGGUUGGUUUUGAAGCAGUUUCUAUCUGAGGCCGAACGAUUGGAGCUGUUGAAGUCAGCCAUUGCGCAGAAAGCGCAUGGCAGAUUACUACCAAAUCCAGCAGGACCACACCGCUUCUUCCGGCGCUUAGACGCCACUGGUGGGGUCGACACCUUGAUCGAGGCUCUGACCCAGCGGCUGGAGAUGGCUGUGAUGGGGUUGAAGGGCAGGCCUCGCGAUGAGACCCUGGGCCGAGUUUGCUCCUAUAUCGAGCCCAAUGGCUUCAUCCAUGAACACCGCGACAAGUACCCAGCAGGCUCCCGGGCACAUUUGCGGGCCAACGCUGUGGUGCAGAUGGACAGGUCCGGGCAACCGAUCAUUGCCGGCCAGACCGUCCCUGUGGAGGAGGGCGAUGCCUGGAUCUUCUUCGCCUCCCAGGAGCUCCAUGCCACCAAUGCCAUUCGGGGCCCGCCGCGGAUCGUCUUCGGCUUCGGAUGGAGUGUUCCAGCCGACUUCAUGCUGCACCCUGCAACCGUGCAGUAAUGUGAUAAACAAAUUGAAAAGAAGAAGC
Durusdinium trenchii is the source of this 760-nucleotide messenger RNA. The record is from the annotation of a GenBank genome assembly. NCBI's taxonomy places the organism in Eukaryota, Dinophyceae, Suessiales, Symbiodiniaceae.